AUGGACACGAAAGGUGCGAAUGGAGUCAUUGAGUGGGCAGCUACUGUUGGAAAUGCUGAGUUCUGUCUACUGGAGCAGAUCCUCCCAGAUGGGCCCGAUCAUCCUUUUGCUCACACAAUGCUUGGGCACUUCAACAAGAUGAACGCUCCACUCAAGUCGGUCCAUCGCUAUCCUACUGUGGCCAGCCAGGAGAAGCGAUUCCAGUCUCUUGGCUGGCCAUCAGCUGAGAGUUGGACACUUUGGGAGGCUUGGUCUGACGAUUUGUUUAUGACUGCCGCAGAAAGACGAGCACUCGAUUUGGUUGAGUCUUUUGACGAGUUGGAGGAGUUUGCUCUCUUCGCCAGCCAUUACUUCGUCAUCCUUGCUACAAAUCCGAAGUCUGAAGUCCAGGGCCACGUGUCCAAGGUCCAUGGAGAAGCCGACAUUCCGUCUUUCCAAUGCCCGAUGACUUUGAGCGCCUACGAGUCUGCUCAUGGUCACCGCCGGCUCGGCGGCGCAAUGCUCGUCGGAGAGCCCAACAGCGGUGGAUUCAUAUCUCACAACUUCGGACAGGGGCCCGUUGGAAGAAUGAAUUCCGAGGACCUGUACAAAAUAUCUAGCCAGCCAGUGGCUUCUAUCCCAUCCGUCAAGGUGCCAUCUGCAAGAGUAUGCCAUAGCCUUACGGACUUGGGCAGUGCUGGUGUUCUUCUCGCGGGUGGUCGCACGGCCCCCUCAACGGCGUUCGGAGACUGCUGGCUUUUCAAAAGGCAUCUUUCUGCCUGGGAACGAACAAAGGAUCUCCCCGUUCCCCUUUUCAGGCAUUCUGUGACUCGACUGGGUUCUUCGACUCUUGCCCUCCUCGCUGGCGGUAGGAAGAACCAUUUUGAAACGUCAGCCGAGUACUUUCUGUUUGACCCUGCAGAGGGUUGGCAAAAGUGCCACGUAAAAUUUGCGCCACCUGCACUGUACAGUGCUACGUUUAUCUGCGUAGGCGAAGUGGGAUCUCGAGCUUUCACUGGUUUCUUAUCCGGGGGCAGCCUUGAGGAUAGCGUUAUCAACCAGGAACUUUAUACUUGGAAACUGAACACGGCUGAACCCGAGCCUGUACUGUCGUUCCAGCAACGGACUACCCAAGGCGGAGGACUGCCCGGCGGUCUUGCCAGGCUCGGCUCUUUCGCUAUUCAGUCGCUUGGGUACACAAUAUUGCUUGGCGGAGUGAUUGAGGGUGUUCAGCUUCCAUCGCUAUACGACAUCAUCGUUCUCGAAACAACGGAAAUGGACGUCAGUGUGGUGGCCAGGCUUGAUGGCACAGGCAGCUCCGGCGUGAUACGCCCCUUUCUGAUGGGUUCCUCCGUCGUGCACUAUGGGGAUGCGAAUUUCGCAAUCGUAGGAGGUGGCGCAACAUGCUACGCCAUGGGAACAUUCUGGACUCCUGGAAGCUACAGCUUCCGCUUCGAUCCGGGUCUUUUACCCCAGCAUAGCACAGGGCAAACAACAUCACGACCCGAGCCGAUCCAAUACAAGGAGACGAUUGAGUUCUCGGAGAGCGAGAAGAGGCCCGUCGAAUAG
Molecule: messenger RNA, 1548 nt
Organism: Colletotrichum fioriniae
Lineage: Eukaryota; Fungi; Ascomycota; Sordariomycetes; Glomerellales; Glomerellaceae
Source: RefSeq, a predicted model, not a curated record